Messenger RNA from Schistocerca piceifrons (Central American locust), 780 nucleotides. RefSeq names its product trypsin alpha-like. The transcript has 2 exons. The record is from RefSeq and is a predicted model, not a curated record. NCBI's taxonomy places the organism in Eukaryota, Metazoa, Arthropoda, Insecta, Orthoptera, Acrididae. Gene Ontology annotation, molecular function: serine-type endopeptidase activity. Bases 1 to 780 code for a protein of 259 amino acids. Gene Ontology annotation, biological process: proteolysis.
AUGUUGCGGACUGUUGUGGUGGUACUCCUGGCGGUGGCGCUGUGUGGCACCACUGCUUCUCCACUGGGGAGUCCCAUUCCAGGGAGCAAGCUCUGGAGGUCUCGUCUGGAUGGCCGGAUCGUCGGCGGUUCCGCAGUCAGAAUCUCGCAGUAUCCCUGGCAGCUCUACUUCACAAUAAGCAGCUACUGGUGCGGCGCCUCCAUCAUCAGCAGCAACUGGGCCCUCUCGGCAGCCCACUGCGUGAAAGGCGCCUCGAUAAACAGCAUGCAGCUGCGGGCCGGCUCUUCCGUCAGGGGUAGUGGCGGCACCGUGCACAGUAUUGCCAACUCUCACAUGCACGAGAGUUACGGCGACAACGACGACUACGACAUCGCCGUCUUGCAAGUGUCCAACGCCUUCAGCUUCGGGCCCAACGUACAAGCCGUGGCCCUAGCCUCGUCAGAGCCCGCUGCCGGCACCUCCGCGACAGUGAGCGGUUGGGGCGCGACGUCAUCUGGGGACAACGGCGCCUCUAUACUGCGGGCUGUCACCGUCCAGAUCAUAGACCGCGACGCGUGCGACCGCUCGCUCGGCGGCAUCACCAGCCGCAUGAUCUGUGCAGGAGUGAGCGGAGGCGGCAAGGACGCCUGCCAGGGAGACAGCGGCGGUCCUCUGGUGUCCGGCUCCACCCAGGUGGGCAUCGUCUCCUUUGGCAUCGGCUGCGGUCUGGGGAACUUCCCGGGCGUCUACGCCAAUGUCGCCAACCUUCGGUCCUGGAUCAGAUCCACUUCUGGAGUCUAG